Bemisia tabaci is the source of this 1372-nucleotide messenger RNA. Lineage: Eukaryota; Metazoa; Arthropoda; Insecta; Hemiptera; Aleyrodidae. The record is from RefSeq and is a predicted model, not a curated record.
UCUUGGAUGUGGAAGCAUUUGAGCGUCUCCUGGGCCCUUGCAUGCAGAUAUUGAAAAGAAACAUACACGAUUAUGAAAGUCAACUGAUUAAAAUUUUUGGAUCCAAGAACAACAUAAGUGAUGUUCGAUGAAUAUUUAACUUACUUACCUUUCUAGGUAAAUCAGUGAAUUUUUCUUUAAUUCUCGGACCGCCUCUGUCGCACCUUUAUUUUUCAGUCUCUUGUAUCUACUUUUCCUACUUUUCUAUUGAGCUUCUCUCCCACUUUUCCUUAGUAGGUACUUCUUUCUUAGAUUUCAAUCACCCUUAAAAUCUUUCUUUGAAAAGUGUUAUUCAAUUACCAGAACUCUCAACAUGGUUAAAACUUUUUUUCCUGUUGUUUUAAUUAUCCAAUUUUGUCGUUCAUCACCAAAAAGGACCUGUAAAUUAUACCCACAGUGAAUUGGAGGAUCGAAUUUAGGGAAAUUAAAUUUAGUUCAAAGGGUGUAAAGAUACAAGAUUCACCUUUUUGUUUGGGGGAAGGGGGGGGGGGUCAGGAAUACGUAAAAAACACAAACUGUUACAACUCUUUUUUCCUCCUUUUUUAUCCUUUCAAUCUUCCAGUAUGUAAUUGUUUGUUUAAUAUUAUUAUAUAUUGUACAGACUCUCGGAAGAGAAAAAAAGCUCUAUGAUCUUAGCAGCAUUGCAACACAUUUGGCUUCUUUCAGCCAAACUUGGUUCAAACAUGUAUAUGAAGUUAACACAAGUGUAUGAAGUACUAUUUAUUUCAAUAUUUAUAUCUUUCUCCAUCUUUUUUUUUUUCAAAACUUAAGCUGUAUGAUGAGAGUAUCAUAGUAAUAUUCUCUGGUUCCCUUCUUAAUGGUUAUUUGUAUGUGAUUAGAUUAAGCUAGAAAUGAAUGUAUCUAUUUUAGGCAUUUGGAUUAGCUCGUAAAACUACAUUUUAUUGAUUAACCUAUAUAAUUUUUACAAAAGCUAUCUCCAAGGUAAAGAAAGUUCCGUUUGGUACUUCAUAUAAAAAUUCGUCAAGUCAUUCGAACGCUCAUUUUUAGCUUCAAGCCAAAAGAUCCUGCAGUUCAAGUGUUUGAAAGUGGGCGUAUUUGCAUGUAAACUCGCAACAAUCUCCAUUUUUUACCACAUAACAAAAAUUCAUAAGCCCUCUCCUAAUUUCUGUAAGAUCUUGCUUUGACCUCACAUGCUGUUUUAUUAAGUAUGUGUGUACGGGUUUGGUAGCAUUGACGUAUACUCUUCACAUUGUUACCCCCUCGUUUAAAUAUGUGAAUACGCAUGCAUACUAAUUUGAAAAUAAAAGUAUUCAGCAGCCUGAUGGUCAAAACUAUUUCUCGUUUUGUUGGCUAGAUCAUACAAGAUGUACCA